GCCGGGAUCCUGGUGCUCACGGACGCCUCCCUCGGGAAUGUGACCAAGAAGGGCAACGUGGGCGACAAGCCCCUGAAGCGGGUCUUCUUUCAAACCGUGUUGCAACGAGUGUGUCGCUCGACGUUCGCGGCGGAGCUGUUGGGCAUGGAAGAGGGCCUCGACGCUGGGCAGUAUUGCCGUGGACAUGUGGCUGAGACCUUGGGCUGCAAACUAGGCCACAAGAACGUGGAGAGCAUCUUGGACCUGGGACUACUUUCCCGCUGCAACGUCGGGCUGAAGUGGACGGCGACGGAGAACCGCUUCGUUGACUGCAGCACGAAGGACAUGGACAGUUCCCAUAUGCGGGAGACCUUGGCGAAGUUUGCGUGGAGCUUGCGCCGCAACCUGGAGUUUGUGAAGCAGACUGUCAAAGGACGAGUGGCGACGAAAGCUGGUCCGGAAGUGCUUAGCGGUGCUGAAGUCAAAGCUGACGACCCUGUGUUGGGCUUUCUUCAAGGACUGCCGACCCAGAAGGGCUGGCACCGCCGGGAAGCACUUGCCAUCCAAGUCUCGCAUGGAACUAAACGCUUCAGACGACCGGAACCGCGAUUCCAUGACCCUUACGGCAAAGGGGUGUGGAGGAUCUUGGAGCGGGAUCAACCGUACGGACGCACUUUUGAAAAGUCUGGACAGAGCGGCAGCAGCACUCAUCACGGUCUUCAGGUCCUCUAA
Molecule: messenger RNA, 711 nt
Organism: Symbiodinium necroappetens
Lineage: Eukaryota; Dinophyceae; Suessiales; Symbiodiniaceae
Source: the annotation of a GenBank genome assembly